UGUGUGGGUCGUGCGCGAAAACUAAAUCUGAUCCCAGAUCAUCCGAAGUUUUAAAAAAGCAGACAAGCUCAUGAUUCCAUAGCUGCGCCGCGCGGUGCAUUCUGGUAGCAGUUGAAAGAUUCAAGAUGGCGGCGAGCAGGAGACUACACAAGGAGCUUGAAGAAAUCCGCAAAUCUGGGAUGAAAAACUUCCGUAACAUUCAAGUCGAUGAAUCAAACAUAUUGACAUGGCAAGGUCUCAUUGUUCCAGACAACCCUCCGUACGACAAAGGGGCGUUCAGGAUCGAGAUCAUCUUCCCUGCAGAAUACCCUUUCAAGCCACCCAAGAUCACAUUCAAAACAAAGAUCUACCACCCCAACAUUGACGAGAAGGGACAGGUCUGCUUGCCUGUCAUUAGUGCAGAGAACUGGAAACCAGCCACCAAAACUGACCAAGUAAUUCAGUCGCUCAUUGCCCUGGUGAACGACCCACAGCCAGAACACCCUCUGAGGGCCGACCUAGCAGAAGAAUACUCAAAAGACCGUAAAAAAUUCUUUAAGAAUGCAGAAGAGUUUACAAAGAAACACGGCGAAAAGCGGCCAGUGGACUAACAAUACCAGACAAGUGUGUAGCCCCAGACCCCUCCUACUCCUCUGAUCCUCUUCCCCUCGCUCUACUACCUUCCUCCCAACACCCAAACGAUAUCCUCUCUCCUUCCCUCCCGCUUUCCCUCCUUCUCCUCUCCUUUCCACGUGUCACUCUAGUCGAGCUGGAGAAGUACAGCGCAGCUGCAGCCUCCGUCUUGAAGCAGGACGCCGAGAGGACAUCCGAUCUGAGUUUCUGGUGUUAGCUUGAGGCCCUUACUAACUUUCUACUAUGUUGUUUAUUUUUUUUUUUCCUUUCUCAACUUUGAAAGCAUCAAAAAUAUUUGGUUAGAGGAUAACUUAAGACAAAGAAGUUGGAAAUUGUACAGGGCGUUUCAGUAACGAAUGCUGUUUGACCCUUUUGUAAUGAGAAAAUGAAAUCAUUGCAUUAUUACACAAAACUUUCAAAAAUUACUUUUUGGAAGUGACGCUUCAUUCAAAAACAAAGAUGGAUUGUAAUUUAUCAUGUACAUUUAUUAUUAUUAUUAUGUUGUUGUUGUUCCCUCUUCUUACAUUUUUGCUCGUUGAUUUUCACAAAAACGAAAAAGGAGGCGUUGAGGAGGAAUGGAGGUUUCGCAGCGACGACGACCGAUUAUUUCAUAUAACCUUUUUACUUUCACUGCACUUGUCGGGUUGCACGGUAUGUCUAAAGAAAAGGCAACUUUCAGCCCUUUACCAAGCCUCGAAUCGGCAAAACCACUGUAAAGUCAGUAACGAAAGGAGCCGGUAUUGCUAUGACAUACGUUUUUUUUGUUUCACAAAAAAAAAAAAAAAAGGAAGGAUGAAAACAGCGCUCUUUGUGUGAGUGAACAUAAUUUUCCAUGAUGAUCACUAAUUUUAAACAUCUCUUUUAACAUGUUUCAUAGGAAAUUCUUGUAUAUUGUUGAUCAUUUGGGUUUAAUCAUGGAAAACGGCCCCUAGAUUUACAGAGAUGUACGCUACUGAGAAUUAUUAUUCUUCCCAUUUUCUCCCAACACAGAAUAAAACACAGUAGUUGACCGUGA
Puntigrus tetrazona (Sumatra barb) is the source of this 1627-nucleotide messenger RNA. RefSeq names its product ubiquitin-conjugating enzyme E2L 3b (gene ube2l3b). The coding region runs from base 126 to 590 and encodes 154 amino acids. The transcript is spliced from 4 exons. The record is from RefSeq and is a predicted model, not a curated record. NCBI's taxonomy places the organism in Eukaryota, Metazoa, Chordata, Actinopteri, Cypriniformes, Cyprinidae.